Meriones unguiculatus (Mongolian gerbil) is the source of this 2442-nucleotide messenger RNA. It is a transcript of the gene Nde1, whose product is annotated as nudE neurodevelopment protein 1. The record is from RefSeq and is a predicted model, not a curated record. The transcript has 9 exons. Gene Ontology annotation, molecular function: microtubule binding. Gene Ontology annotation, cellular component: kinetochore; centrosome; kinesin complex. Lineage: Eukaryota; Metazoa; Chordata; Mammalia; Rodentia; Muridae. Gene Ontology annotation, biological process: chromosome segregation; cell migration; mitotic centrosome separation. The coding region runs from base 161 to 1114 and encodes 317 amino acids.
CGGAUGCAUCCCGAGCACAGCAACCAAUGGGAGGCGCGGGCCGCGAGGCGUGGGCUAGGCUGGACCUACUUAGGCCUUGCUAGCCCGCGCCUCGCUGGGACCGUCGCCGCCCUGGCAGGACAUCAUGACACAGGAAGAGUGAGCUCUUGACCAUUUUACUAUGGAGGACUCAGGAAAGACUUUCGGAUCAGAGGAGGAAGAGACAAACUAUUGGAGAGACCUGGCCAUGACCUACAAGCAGAGGGCAGAGAAUACACAGGAGGAACUCAGAGAAUUCCAGGAAGGAAGCCGGGAGUACGAAGCUGAAUUGGAGACUCAGCUGCAGCAAAUUGAAACAAGGAACAGGGACCUUUUAUCAGAGAAUAAUCGCCUUCGAAUGGAAUUGGAGACUGUGAAGGAGAAGUUUGAAAUGCAGCAUUCAGAGGGCUACCGGCAGAUCUCAGCCUUGGAGGAUGACCUGGCUCAGACAAAAGCUAUUAAAGAUCAAUUGCAGAAAUACAUUCGGGAAUUGGAACAAGCCAAUGAUGACCUGGAAAGAGCCAAACGAGCCACAAUCAUGUCCCUGGAAGAUUUUGAACAGCGUCUGAAUCAAGCCAUCGAAAGAAAUGCCUUCCUGGAGAGCGAGCUGGACGAGAAGGAGAAUCUUCUAGUAUCUGUACAGAGGUUGAAGGAUGAAGCCCGAGAUCUUCGGCAGGAAUUGGCUGUGCAGCAGAAGCAAGACAAGCCCCGGACACCCGUGCCAGGCUCAGGAGAAGCAGAAAGGACAGACAUGGCUGUGCAGGCCACAGGCUCUGUACCAUCUACUCCCGUAGCUCACCGAGGACCCAGCUCUGGUUUGAACACACCAGGAAUGUUCAGGCGUGGUCUGGACAGCUCCAGUAGUGGGACCCCACUCACACCUGCAGCCCGGAUAUCAGCCCUAAACAUCGUUGGUGACCUGCUUCGGAAAGUUGGGGCUCUGGAGUCCAAACUAGCAUCAUGCAGGAAUUUCGCGUAUGAUCAGUCCCCAAGCCGGACAUGUGGGCCAGCCUCAGGGCGAGGAACCAAAAACAGAGAUGGUGGUGACAGAAGACCAAGCAGUGCCAGUGUGGGAGAUAAAGGGAGAGAAAAUUGAGACCCUGUGAGACAUGUUCCCGCUCUUGACAUUCACUCUUAGAAUUCUGGGGGCCCUGUGCUAGCCACUGGGAUACCACUGUUUCAUCUGUUAUGUAUGGUUUGCUCUGUCUGAAGGUCAGGAAAACGCUUGGAGUUUGGGAAGCCAGCCUCACAGUUUUCAUCACCAACGCUGCCAUCCACCCAAGGUGUGGUCAAGCUUUUGCUUUAGGACCAGUGGGAACUUCACCCUCACCUGUCUUCCUCACUUUAUAUUCAGCUUUUAGUUGUUUCCAGUUUGAGAAAUAAGAGCCAGCAUGACCAGCAUUCACUUUGCUAUGCAGCCUAAGCUGACUAAAGACUUGGUGUCAUUCUAUUAUAUGGCCCAGUCCCUGGCAGUGUGUGUCCUAGAAAUGAGCUGUCCCCCGAAGCAGCUCUAAGGUAUGGAUGCAGUUGGCUACCUAAAGUUUUAAUGGCAUCCAGAAGUGUUUUGGCUGGUGCUGUCUUCUGGAACAUUCUCCCAGUGCUUUUAUAGUGUGGUUAAAUUGUAUCUAGGACUGGGAGAUUACAGAGGCAAAACCAUGGUCUUUGACACGUUUUCUUUUUUUUUUGUUUGUUUGUUUUUUUGAGACAGUAUUUCUGUAUAGCCCUGGAUGCCCCAGAACUCUCUAUGUAGACUAGACUGGCCUUGAAUGGAGAGAUCUCUCUGCCUCUGCUUCCCAUGUACUAGGAUCAAAGGCAUGGGCCACUACUGCCCAGCCCUUUGAUUUUUUUUUUUUUUAAUCUGCCUCUCAUGAGGUAUGUCUGCCUCUUAGGUCAGUGGGAGACUAUCCUCUGUAGAUAAACCCUGACUCCUGUCCCGAGUCCCUGCACUGAUGUUGGGGUGACAUCUGCAUUAGAACGGUGGACAACUCAGAGUUGGACUGGCCUUUCUUAAUGCCAUCCCUAAGAACAGGACUUCAUUCAAACACCGGAGAAUAACCAGGUGACUAAAGCAUGAGACUGAGAUCACUGGCCGACACUCCCUUGGGAUGUGGAGAAAUUAGCACAGGAUCUGCAGCAACAGACUUGGCUCCGGUCUCUGGGGUGAAGUACUGCCCACACUGUGGUCCACAAUGAGAAGAGCACAAUAAUUUCCAGAGCUUUGCACCCUUCACUUUGUUACUAACAUAUUUUCAGUAGAUGGGGUGGAACUGACCUCGAGUUAGACCCAGCACUUUUUGAGUGCUGCUGACAUUCACAAGGUGGUUUUAAGCUGUAUGGCUACUUGUUCCCCCCUGGGAAAAGAUGAACCUUAUUUUUUAUAAAAAAUAAAAUAAAAUAAAAUAAAAUAAAAUAAAAAGAAAUGAC